GUACAGACCGUCGUCCUCAAAGUUGAUAUGUCAUGCCAAGGAUGUGUUGGUGCAGUGAAGAGAGUUCUUGGAAAAUUGGAUGGUGUGGAAUCAUAUGACAUUGAUUUGAACGAAAAGAAGGUGGUAGUGAAGGGAAAUGUCCAGCCAGACACAGUUCUGGAGACCGUGUCCAAAACAGGGAAGAAGACAACCUUCUGGGAAGGUGAAGCACCAGCAUCUGAAACUAGCACAGUAACUGCUUCCUAGAACACUUGGCUCUAUUAUGUGAGGACGAAGUAGCUAUGUGAAUAAAAUACCAUUUGGUGGACUCGAAAUAACGAUGAACUCGUCAUCGUGUCACAGCAGACUGCUGUAUAUUACUGUUUUUCUCAUCUGUGAUACUGUAUUAGUGUGGUUUUAACUUCCUUCGUCUUCGUUCCCACUCAUUUUCUUCUUUCUGUCAAUCAAUACAAACUGCAAAUAUUUCCAAAGU
Vigna umbellata (rice bean) is the source of this 472-nucleotide messenger RNA. NCBI's taxonomy places the organism in Eukaryota, Viridiplantae, Streptophyta, Magnoliopsida, Fabales, Fabaceae. The record is from RefSeq and is a predicted model, not a curated record.